AUGAUGUGUGGUCAAUUCUUGUUUUUGGAAUUUCUGAUAUUUUUUGUCAUAUUCUUAGUAGGUUUUGCAAGCAAUAUUUUGUUCAUUUUGCUGAGUUGUAAGACAGGGAAUAAUUCCAAAUCCCACAGCAAGAACUGCAAUGACUAUCUGCUUCACUGCUCCAUUGCAAACUUGAUCCUUCUGGUCAGAAUGCCCUUUGAUAUCAUCAGCUUCACAACAAAUGGAUCUUGGUUUUUUGGGGAGUAUUCCUGCAGGUAAGUCAAAGAGUUUUAAUCAGUUUGGAGACGCAACACUUAACUUUCCGCACACUCGAUCUGAUAACUUCAAUCUACUUUCAAAGUAACUUGACCAAAAGUGUUCUUGUUCAGUUAUGCUGAAUUCCUCUCAAUGCCUCCCAUUUAAAUUCAACUUUAGAAAGUUUCGCUUUUAUUUCACUUUUCUCUUCUAAGAUAUGUAUCCGUAAAUGUGACUGAGACAAUUCACCAACCUCGGCUAUUCAGUCACUGACCAGGAUUUAUAAUAAGCUUCCUUCGCGUGUGCAUUUUUCUCUUUUUACUUUUUCCUUACUUUUACAAAUAUUUUUUUGUACAAAAAUAAACAGCAGUUUUUGUUCCUCGAGUUUUAUGAACCAAAUUUUGUGAACACUGAGGCAUCUUCAAGGUGGAAGCAAUAUUUCUUCCUGAUUGGCAAAUGACGAAAGAAGCGAUCCAAUUUUCGUGCGAGCUCGAAAAUUUGCAUUUUUAUUAAAGGCCAAAUUAUAGUAAGCGUAAAUGAUUCUCUGCGUGUAGAAUGGAUAUGAAAGAAAAUGCUGGAAAACAUUAAGACUGAAUAGCAAUUUGUCUCGCUUUUGGAGGAUACAAAAUGAACACAGCUUGUCUAAAUAUUUAUUAUCGUUUCCGCUUCUGUGACUCGACUGUUGUGUUUUACUCGUAAAAGGGGUUUACGAUUUAGCUGGAAAAUCGGUCAAAAAAAAAAUGAAGUGAAUUAACGUCGUAGCGAGAAAUCUCUUCAGAAAAUUACCACGUAGCUUCCUCAAAAAACACAUUCGAAGACAGGAACCGAGUGAGACCUCGUAAAAAACGGAAAUAUACACUUUGGUGCCUCAACGGAUUGAAUAAUUAUGUGAACAACUAAGCUUCCCUUCAUUGGGAAGGGUGGGGGGGGGGGUGUAUUCAGCAACGAGGCUUGUCUGCAGAGAUUCCUAAUUAUUUGAGGUAGCGAGGGAGCCGAAGAUUCCCUUUUCUGUAAGACAUUUGGUUGAAAAAUCGUAUGCUUCUGCUCAGAACAGCCGCGGCAUGUUUCACUUACACCUUCUCAUGUUCUGGUAGAAAUAUUGCGAUUCAAACCGUCUUUAAUCGGAGGAAAACCAAACGUCGACUUCCGGUGAAUUACUAAAUAACUAAAACUUAAUUUCUUUGCAUUUCAUUUGCAGCUUGCACUUUUUUGUCGAACGUGCGAUUUACAUUGCCAUAGCAACCCACAUCAUGAAUAUGGCGCGCGAUGCUUAUACCCCAUUUGGGUUUCCUACGCAACCCUCUUUCUGCACAACCAACUGGGUUAUGUCGUUGGUGUUUGCGUUCCCCUUGCUGUUCACCUCCCUAGUAAGGAUACCUGGGAGGUGCACACGCUGCACACUGAUAAACAACAGCUUGGGUCGAAUGCCAGUGUUUCAGUGGACUGAAUACCUGUACGUGGCCAUCUUGCCUCUGGUGACGGUUUGCUUUUACUGCAAUAAGUUUGGUGUGCAUCCAGACUAUGAAGCCCUUGACAAAGCUGGUAAGAAUAAAUGUAGCUUAUCACUUUGACUCGAGAAAGAUCUUCACGCGAUCUUACUCAAUGUUUACACAAAUUAAGCUCCGGGGAUUGAGGUGCGCACCAGCUUAGUUGUUACCGCGGUGAGGUCUUGGUCGAAAGAAGGAAGUUUCAGGUACAGGCCAGACCCAUGCAUUUCUUCAGCCAGAAGUAAAAAUGGGUGUAACCGGCUGGAUAUACCAGGGACAUCUCAGUAAAUCAAUUUAAUGGAUAGAGUAGUGAAAGCAAUGACUACAACAAAAACUUUUAAGCCCAGCUCCACUUAUUCUGGCAUUUUUUUUUUCAAUAACAGUUUUUAAAACAGCAUUCUAACCAAAGAUAAUUUUACACUCCUACCCCCAGACCCAGAUGACCACAAUGGCCAAACCAAGAUGAAAUUGCGCAGGAUUUGCCUUACACUUGCUACGACCAUUUUUAUCUGUACCAGUCCAGCGCGGCUUACCGAGAUCGCGGGUGGAAACUUUGAAUUGUGGCCUGGAAGCCGGAUCAUUUUCUUCUUUAUUCCUCGGUUGCUGAUUUAUGGGCAGACCAUAAUAUUCAGUGUAGUGCGUGCCUUUUCCUUUCCAAGCUUCUACCAAGAGGCUAAGAUUGCAACAAAGAGAAUAUGCAGCUGCCGU
Pocillopora meandrina is the source of this 2429-nucleotide messenger RNA. The record is from the annotation of a GenBank genome assembly. NCBI's taxonomy places the organism in Eukaryota, Metazoa, Cnidaria, Anthozoa, Scleractinia, Pocilloporidae.